GUGUGGAAUAAGUUCAUUGAAUUUGAACUAUCCCAGCAAUAGUGGAGCUAUCUCACUUAGAUUUAUGUGCAGAUUCUGAGAUUUCCUACCAAAAAGUUACAACAUUACAAUGACAGCUUUAAGAAGUUAGUUACCAUUUGGAAAAAGGAGAUGUUGAGCACAAGUGAGCCUGACUUGGAAUUCAACCACGAAAGUGAGAUCCAGAGUGAAGUGCAAAUAUUUUAUAAAGAUGAGGAAAUUGCCAAUGUGGCUGGAAACUUGUUGGGUUCAUCCAAUGGCCUGGAUAGGUCAAGGGCACUUCACAAGUACAUGAAAAUAGGAGAAAAGCUUUACAAGGAGUCACACCAAAUGGAUGAAAAGAUUCGUGGCUUUGAGUCAUGCAUUUGGAGAUCUUAUUUCCAUAUGAAGCCACUUGAUGACAAUCAAGUGGAAAAUUGGCAUAAAUAUUUGGAUUUUGUUGAGAAGCAAGAGGAUUUUGAUUGGGUUGUUAAACUUUAUGAGAGGUGUCUGAUUCCUGCUGCAAACUAUCCUGAAUUUUGGAUGCGUUAUGUGCAUUUCAUGGAAACCAAAGGAGGAAGAGAGUUGGCUAACUCUGCAUUGGACAGGGCAGUGGGCAUUUUUCUCAAGUCUGAGAACAUAAUGCUGGCAGAUAAGCAUAAGAUUGAAAAGGAGCAGAAUGCGCAGCUCAGAAAUCAACUUGCUCAACUGGCACAGUUGGAGCAGGCUCAGAAGCUGCAGAUACAGCAGCAAGAUUCCACUAUUCAGUCUUUGCAAAAUAUUCGUCACAAUUAUUUACGUCAACCCCUCCAAUCAACAAUGAUACGGCCGUGUUUUGCUAUUGUGGCCUAAAAUGUCCUCUACGAAUGGCAAGGUUAAAGGACAACCAAGGGAGAAGAUACCAUGGCUGCCCAAAAUACAACCAUUACAAAAGAGGAGAAAGUUGUAAUUAUUUUGUUUGGAUUGAUAAGGAAAUUAGUCGAUCAGCAAAAAGUGUGUCAAAGUUUUUGCCAAAGCAAAACAGAAGAAAGAAAAUUAUAGAUUGAAAAUGUUGGUUGUGUUGUUGUUUAUGGUAAUUUUAGCUUUAAAACUUGACAUGUUAUGAGAUUUGGCAAACCUGAAGAUGUUGGUUGGAUUGUUCAUGAGUUUUAGUUGUCGUUUGUAAAUGUAUGUAC
Eucalyptus grandis is the source of this 1172-nucleotide messenger RNA. RefSeq names its product pre-mRNA-processing factor 39. NCBI's taxonomy places the organism in Eukaryota, Viridiplantae, Streptophyta, Magnoliopsida, Myrtales, Myrtaceae. The record is from RefSeq and is a predicted model, not a curated record. Gene Ontology annotation, cellular component: commitment complex; U1 snRNP; U2-type prespliceosome. Bases 151 to 849 code for a protein of 232 amino acids. The transcript has 5 exons. Gene Ontology annotation, biological process: mRNA 5'-splice site recognition; RNA processing. Gene Ontology annotation, molecular function: protein binding.